Molecule: messenger RNA, 1439 nt
Organism: Ectocarpus siliculosus
Lineage: Eukaryota; Phaeophyceae; Ectocarpales; Ectocarpaceae
Source: the annotation of a GenBank genome assembly
AUGAUGCGAUCGUUAGGGAAAGACAGCGGGAACGCGGUGGGGCAAGGCACGGGGGUUGACUCCUGGCUAGACUUCUCGACCUCGUUUUCUUCGGAGCACCUGGCGAGCCUGAACAAGCACCUCCCCGGCCGGUCCUUCCUCGCCGGCGGCGCUUUCUCGUUGGCGGAUGUCGCGGUCUACUUCGCUUGCGCCGCGGCCGUGGCCGCCGCUCCCCCCGCGGCCGGGAAGCAACUGCACUUGUGUCGGUGGUUCAACCAAGUGCAGCACCGCGUGAGGCUACUGGCGCCGUCUUGCCCUGUCCUCCCCCCAACCGUAACUCUCAACAUCUUCUCGCCAGUGGCGGUGCCUCUGCCCGCUAAACAACCAGCCACCUCCAGCGGCGCGGCCCAAUCGGCAACCGCGGGGUCGGCGGCCGGGGCCGCGGCGGCGGCGCCCGCUUGUGGUGUCGGCACAGAGAAAUCGGCGAGCGCUAGCAGCCCUACAGAGGGCAAGAAGGACAAGAAGAAGAAAAAGAAGGGGGCGGCGGCGGGGGGUGAGGACGGGGACGGUAAGGCGGCGACGCCGGCGGCCGCGGCGAAGGGUGCACCGGGUGAGGCGAAGAAGGGGGCGGAGUCUGCUGCGCCUGCCGCCGCCGCCGCCGCGGAGGGGGACCCGUCGAAGCUCGACGUACGCGUCGGCACCAUCGUGAAAGCGUGGGAGCACCCCGACUCCGAGAAGCUGUUCUGCGAGGAGAUCGACCUCGGGGAGGGAGCAAACAGGAAUAUCGCCUCGGGGCUGCGAGCGUUCUACACCUUGGAGGAGAUGCAGGGACGACGAGUUAUCGUUUUGGCUAACCUUAAGCCCCGAAACAUUGGCGGCUUUAAGAGCAAUGGAAUGGUCCUCUGCGCGUCCUCCGAAGAUCACAGCGUGGUGAAGAUCGUUGAGCCGCCGCCGGGAGCGGCCAUCGGGGCGAGAGUCACCGUGAGCGGGACGGAGGGGGAGCCGGCAACGCCCGCUCAAGUGCAGAAGAAAAAGAUUUUGGAGAAGUGCGCGCCCAAGCUCAAGACCAACAGCGACGGGCUUCCCGGCUACGACGGCGUGGGCGUCUUCAACGUCGAUGGCGAGCCCUGCGUGGCGACGAUCCCCGGGGCUUUCGUGUCGUAGUCGGUAUCCCUCUUGUUGUGACUGCGUAUACUUUUGUUUUGAACCUAGUGUAGAGCGAUCGAGCGGCAAUAGCAGCAGCAGCAGCAGCAGCAGCAGCAGUAGCAGCGGUGGCAGACGUUCACGCACAGUUCUUAUGGCAGGGCGAUGGAAGCCGUGAGCGGCAAAAACACAUGGGGUCAUACUCACUUUAAAGGUCCUUUGUGGGUCGCUACAGACAUUGCAAGCGUUGAUUCGGGAUAGGGCCACCAUUCGGUACGAACGACUCUUGUUUAGUGUAGGGCUGAGAGGAGGCUGGG